AUGGUAGAUUCGGCCAUUCUUAAAACGACAGCGUAUUUAAAAGAGCUGGACAACGUAAGAUUUGAACACUUUCCAGGUUUAAUCCUACAAGGUCUUCAAGUCAUCCAUGUUGGAAAAGGAAUCGUACAGUGCAAAUUGACAAUAACGGACCGUGUUUUGGGAGGAGACGGGGAACAUAUUCACACUGGAGCAAUUGGAAUGCUGAUGGAACUGAUCGGAGCAGCCGCGAUUUACUCAGCCGGAGGAUCUCAUGCCUCUGUUGAUCUCAACUAUUCGUUAUAUUCGACGGCCAAGAUUCAAGAAGAAGUAAAGAUCGAAGCAAGAGUGGUAGGGAGGAAAGAAGAUCUAAACUCAGCAGUGAUUGAGAUUCGAAGAGAACACGAUGAAGAACUCAUAGCCACUGGGAGGCUGUGGAUGCUGCAACUUAGACCCAUUCUCAAACACAAUGGUGUUGGUCAAGCUAGCAAGCUUUAG
Messenger RNA from Thlaspi arvense, 474 nucleotides. The record is from the annotation of a GenBank genome assembly. Lineage: Eukaryota; Viridiplantae; Streptophyta; Magnoliopsida; Brassicales; Brassicaceae.